AUGAAGACAACUACCUUUCUUAGAGCCGGCGUACCAGCUUCCCGCAGUCUUGCAUCCUCUUUCCCACGACCCGUCCGAACGAAUCUACGAACGUUUACUACUACACGACAAGCGUCCUCCGACAUGGAUACAGCGGCAUUCGGCGAACAACACAUUGCAAAGGGCAUUGGCCGCCUCACAAAGCAUGUCUUUGAAGAUGGCAAGGGCACCUUCAUCACCACAGACAAGGGCGUUAAGCUGCUGGACAUGACUGCUGGCAUCGGAGUCGUGAAUCUUGGUCAUUGUCACCCGAAGGUCAGUGCCGCUGCAGCGGCACAAUGCAACAAGAUUACCCACGCCCAAGUCAACAUUGGCUUCAGCUCCGCACAGAUCGCUCUUCUCAAAGAGCUGAUUCCAAUCCUCCCGCACGAAUCACUCGAUACCGUCUUCUUCUGGAAUUCGGGUGCUGAGGCGGUUGAAGCCGCCGUUAAACUGGCUCGUGCCGCGACGAAGAAGCCCAACAUCAUCGUCAUGCAAGGCUCCUACCAUGGCCGCACAAACGCCACUGCAUCGAUGACGAGAUCAAAGACUAUCUAUGGUGAGGGUCAUGGCCCACUAAUGGGCGGCGUCUUCGCGUCUGCGUUCCCAUACUAUAGCCAGUUUGGCCUCCCACCAGACACACCAAAGGACCAGCUCGUGAGCCAGGCACUGCUUCAGUUGAGGCUUACUCUGCAGCAGCAAACGUCUCCGGCAGACACCGCUGCUGUAAUCCUGGAGCCUGUUCUGGGUGAGGGAGGCUACGUCCCCGCCCCUCCAGAGUUCCUACAUGGUGUCAGGCAAAUAUGCGACGAGCACAAUGUCCUUUUCAUCGCCGACGAAGUCCAAUCUGGUAUGGGUCGUACGGGACACCAGUGGUUUGUCCAAGAGUCGGGCGUACGGCCAGACAUUCUUGUCUUCGCAAAGGGCAUUGCCAAUGGGUUCCCUCUAUCUGGUAUCGCCAGCAGCAAGAAGCUCAUGGAUCUCCAGAAACCCGGAUCGAUGGGUGGAACAUAUGCGGGCAACGCAGUCGCAUGCGCCGCCGCGACAGCAACAAUCAAAGCCUUCCACGAGGAAAAGAUUCUAGAUAACGUCGCUGCACGCUCCAAGCAAAUAUUCUCAUUCCUCAAUGAUCUUAAGUCUUCUGGGACUAAGGCCGGCAAUUUGAUCGAAGAUGUUCGUGGAUCAGGUCUCAUGGUCGGUGUGCAGUUCGCGAACCCGGAGCUACAACGCGACUCGUCAAACACCGCCGCGCGUAAUGGUCAGAGUCAGCCGCAGAUAGCACCCAAGAUUGUACAGGAGUGUGUCAAGCGAGACAUGCUUCUUCUCAGUACCUCCGUGUUCGACGUACUGAGAUUCAUCCCACCACUCACAAUCAGCGAGGAGGAAUUGAGCCAGGCUUGCAACAUCUUCAAGGAGUCUCUAGAGGCUGUUGCGAAGGAGAUGUAA
Messenger RNA from Alternaria arborescens, 1464 nucleotides. RefSeq lists its product as hypothetical. Gene Ontology annotation, molecular function: pyridoxal phosphate binding; identical protein binding; transaminase activity. The record is from RefSeq and is a predicted model, not a curated record. The transcript has a single exon. NCBI's taxonomy places the organism in Eukaryota, Fungi, Ascomycota, Dothideomycetes, Pleosporales, Pleosporaceae. Bases 1 to 1464 code for a protein of 487 amino acids.